Oppiella nova is the source of this 3034-nucleotide messenger RNA. The record is from the annotation of a GenBank genome assembly. NCBI's taxonomy places the organism in Eukaryota, Metazoa, Arthropoda, Arachnida, Sarcoptiformes, Oppiidae.
GAAUGAAUGAAUGAGUGAAUGGUUUCUUAAUAUUUGUUUUGAUUUGAAUGUUAUGUUUUGUUUAUUCAUUUGAUUAUGUUUUGCAUUGAUUUGCAUGUAUUAUACAUAAACCCAAACCAUUAGUCGUGUAUUUGAUAUGUUCGCACAGUUGGAGUGAUAUAUAAAAUGGAUAAAUGAUGUGAAGGACUGUUAGACAUGCAAUACAUUUACACAUUUGUGAUAUUAAAUGCCGUCCAAUGGGUUGUGUUAACCCAAACGCAAACCCAAUCGCAUACUAAACCACUGAUUAUCUCAACCAAUAAUUCCGUAACAAAUGUCUUGACCGACACCACAAGGAGUCCCCGAUUAGAGCCUAUCGUACGGUUCGUGUCGACGGCCGCCACUCCGAGAACAGUAUUCCUCACGCCUUCCUCAGUCACCACAACCACUGAGAGCCACACCUCCUGUCGCACAGACAACGACUGUCCCAUACAUUCCCACUGCUCUUCGCGACUGACCUGUCUUUGCGAUCAUUUAUAUUCCGGACUUCCCCCUCACUGUAAGCCAUUGAGUGGAUGUGAUUCCAAUCCAUGUCUCAACAAUGGUUUAUGUCAUCCGUGGCCUUCUUCUAACACUAAUGAUAGCUCGAGUGCGAGCUAUAGCUGUGAGUGUGAGCAGGGGUUCCAUGGAAUCAAUUGCCAACUCUUUGACAACAAUUGCAAACAUAAUAACGAUUGUCAGAAUGGAGGCCAAUGUCUGGACGGAGUCUGCAGUUGUAUUAAUGGAUUUUCGGGUCAUUUUUGUCAAUUCCAAGAAUCUCUUUGUGAUGGCCAGCCGUGUCUUAACGGUGGCACUUGUCUUAUGAAUGAGACUUCAGCUAAUUAUUCCUGCAUUUGUUCACAAGGUUUUGAAGGUCAGAGCUGUGAAAUAGAUAUCAAUGACUGUUUGCCGACCAAUCCGUGUGCCAAUGGAGGCACAUGUCAUGACCUGCCCAACAACUUCACGUGCAUCUGUUCCGCACAAUAUACUGGUCUCACGUGUGAACAACUUUAUAACGCCUGUGAGAGCAGUCCCUGUGCUAACAACGGCACCUGUACUACGCAAAUUCCAUCACCGCUAUACGCGUGUACGUGUCCGCCAGGAUUUACAGGACUGAAUUGCGAGGUUGACAUCGAUGAGUGCUCUCAAGUGGUCUGUCCUAUCGGGCACAUCUGUAUCGACAAAGUGAAUAAUUACGAGUGUGUCUGUCCAGAGGGCUGGGAGGGAGACAACUGCGAGCGAAACAUAGACCACUGCGCCUCGAGUCCAUGUGUUCAUAAUGGGAACUGUAGUUCCACUACAAAGACAUAUUUGUGUGUCUGUGAGACCGGCUAUUCGGGUACUAAUUGUGAGAUAGAUAUCGACGAAUGCGCUGAUAAUCCAUGCGUUAACGGGAUUUGUCGCGAUCUGGUCGGUGCCUUCCAGUGCUACUGCACUCCAGGGUUCACUGGCCACAGGUGUCACAUAGACAUCGAUGAAUGCUUGUCGCACCCGUGUCUUAACGGUGGCACAUGUCAUAAUAAGCAAGCAAAGUUUACAUGCGACUGUCCCGUUGGCUACAGUGGUGACCAGUGUCAGGUGGACAUCAAUGAGUGCGCAUCCAAUCCGUGCCAAAACGGAGCCAUUUGUCACGACCUGAUCGGAGGGUUUCAAUGCAAUUGUUCGCAAGGAUUCGAUGGCCAGAGAUGUGAUAAGGAUAUCGAUGAGUGCGCCCCUCAGCCCUGUCUCAAUGGUGGCAAAUGUCAUAACCUGAUCGCCCACUUCUCAUGCGAAUGUCCGCAUGGCUUUGAGGGCAACCACUGCCAGAACGACAUCAAUGAAUGCCUGUCCAACCCGUGCCAGAACGGGGCCACAUGUGUCGACCAAAUCGGUUCAUUCCGGUGUCAGUGUGUCGAUGGCUUUGAAGGAAACAGAUACUUAAUCAAUGACUUUGAAUGCAAUUGUAAUCACACGGGAUUUGAAGGUAGAAAUUGCGAGACAAAUAUCAACGAAUGUCUGAGCGAUCCGUGCAGUAAAGGCGCCAAAAUGUGUGAAGACAUUGUCCUCAACUAUACGUGUCAUUGCUUUAAGGGAUUCACUGGAAGACACUGUGAGAUCGAUAUCGACGAAUGCAGUUCCUCUCCGUGUCUUAACGGUGGCACAUGUUAUGAGAAAAGUCAUCAACACUUAAUCAAUAAGUUCUCCGAAAGUCUUAUUCGCGACCAAUACUUGAAUUUCUCACAAAUGGCCGGAUAUUUAUGUCAGUGUCCCUCAGGGUUUGAAGGCGUCAACUGUGAGCUUAAUAUCAAUGACUGCGAACACCACUCCUGUAUGAAUAACGGCUCCUGUAUUGAUGAAAUCAACUCCUAUUCCUGUCUAUGCUUAACAGGAUUUGACGGCAAAAUAUGUCAGUAUAUGACAGAUCCAUGUGUUCUGAAUCCCUGUGAAAACGGAGCCACUUGCAUUAAGCACACGAACGAGACCUAUGAGUGCAAGUGUCCGAUCGGGUUCACGGGCGAGAAGUGUCAUCUGAUCCGUUCGUGUCAAUCCGAAUGUCACAACGAUUUCUCUCAUUGCGUGAACGACUACAUCUGCGCGUGUCUACCGAACCAUCACUCGAACCACGCUUAUUGUGAUGCCAUCAGUGACUGCAGUAUUGCUAACCUGUGUCGCAACGGUGGCACCUGUCAUAUAAACCACGAACACGACGGCUACUACUGCCAGUGCCCUGAAGACUAUACGGGACUCAUAUGCGAUGAAAAGACCUCAUCGCCGAUGAGUUAUAUAUUUUAUUUGAUAAUAACGAUGGGCUGUAUUCUGAUAAUCGCUUUAUUGGUGGUGUCCCUGAUAUUCGUGAGGAGUGUGAAGCACGCGCGGGCCACUCGCGGCACAUACUCCCCGUCCACACAAGAAAUGUUCGGCAACUCUGCCUCUGAAAUAUUGAAACCUCCGCCCGAAGAGAGACUUAUUUAGAAUUUAUUGAAACUAUUUUUAUAAUCAAUUUUAUGUAAUUUAUAUCAACUUUUGACAAAAAUUA